GGCACGGGCUCGAAGGACAUCGGCCAGCUCUGGACGAGCGACGCGCCGGGGCGGCAGGGGAGCGAGGCGGAGCAGUUGCAGCGCGGCUGGGAGCGCAACGUCGUCCUCUCGCUCUUCUUUGGGCCGUCGCCAGCAACGAUCGUCGAUCCGAAGCCGUCCUUCCAGGCGCUCGAGGGGCGGUGGGUGGUGGCGCCCGUCACCGACUCGCUCAUCUACGCGAGCGACCGCGUCCAGCCCGAGCUCGCGCGCUGGGUCGACGACCUCGCGCGCUGGGACUUCCGGAUGAUUGCGCCGUCGCACUUUGACGCGCGCGAGGGCACGCCUGAAGACCUCCGCGCUGCGUUCGCGCCCACGCUCGCCAAGAGCAGAGGGGGCGCGGCGACGGACCCGGCCACCCCGGUCACGGCGCGCCCCUACAAUGUCGACGACGUGAGGUUGCUCGACGGUAUCGCCACUGAGCUCGUAAAGCUCAAGGUCAUCUGA
Molecule: messenger RNA, 483 nt
Organism: Emiliania huxleyi CCMP1516
Lineage: Eukaryota; Haptophyta; Isochrysidales; Noelaerhabdaceae
Exons: 1
Source: RefSeq, a predicted model, not a curated record